This is a messenger RNA of Bacillus rossius redtenbacheri, 5319 nucleotides long. RefSeq names its product alpha-soluble NSF attachment protein (gene alphaSnap). Gene Ontology annotation, molecular function: soluble NSF attachment protein activity; syntaxin binding. Gene Ontology annotation, cellular component: vacuolar membrane; SNARE complex. The transcript has 5 exons. Lineage: Eukaryota; Metazoa; Arthropoda; Insecta; Phasmatodea; Bacillidae. Bases 201 to 1079 code for a protein of 292 amino acids. Gene Ontology annotation, biological process: SNARE complex disassembly; intracellular protein transport. The record is from RefSeq and is a predicted model, not a curated record.
AUCGACGUACCGUGUUUCAUAACACUUACCUAAAUAGUUCUGUACUGUUUAGUAACAUUGUUAAAACGGAAGAGUAUCGUUGACGACAGUGCAUUCUGGUGGUUUCAAUGAAAUACAAUUUGUCAAUAAGAGCAAGAGCAGAAAAGUCUGACGGAUGGUGUGUAUUUCAUACGAAAGUUAGUUUGAGGAAUUACUAGAAAAUGGCAGACAACGAACAAAAAGCCAUUCAGUUAAUGGCAGAAGCGGAAAAGAAACUUCAUUCGUCAAAAGGAUUCUUCGGUUCUUUAUUUGGAGGAUCUUCAAAAGUUGAAGAGGCCGUGGAAUGCUACCAACGUGCAGCUAACAUGUUUAAAAUGGCAAAGAAGUGGGGUUCUGCUGGCAACGCAUUUUGUGAAGCCGCAUCGUACCAUGCCAAAGCUGGCAGCAAACACGACGCGGCAAGCAACUAUGUGGAUGCUGCAAACUGUUACAAGAAAUCGGAUCCCAACGAGGCGGUGACGUGCCUGCUGAAGGCCAUCGAGAUCUACACGGACAUGGGCCGCUUCACGAUGGCCGCCAAGCACCACCAGGCCAUCGCGGAGCUGUACGAGACGGAGGCGGUGGACCUGGACCGGGCGGUGCAACACUACGAGCAGGCGGCCGACUACUUCAAGGGCGAGGACAACAACUCGUCGGCCAACAAGUGCCUGCUCAAGGUCGCGCAGUACGCCGCCCAGCUCGACAACUACGACAAGGCCAUACAGAUAUACGAGCAGGUGGCGGCCUCUUCCCUCGAGAGCUCCCUGCUCAAGUACAGUGCCAAGGAGUACUUCUUCCGGGCCGCGCUGUGCCACAUGUGCGUGGACGUGCUGAACGCCCAGCACGCCUUGGAGCGCUACCAGGAGCUGUACCCCGCCUUCCAGGACUCCCGGGAGUGCAAGCUGCUGAAGGUACUGAUAGAGAACAUGGAAGAGCAGAACGCUGAGGGCUUCACAGAGGCGGUCAAGGACUACGACUCCAUCUCCCGGCUGGACCAGUGGUACACGACCAUCUUGCUGCGCAUAAAGAAACAACUGAACGACGACCCGGACCUCCGCUGAGCGCUUGGCCCCCCCGCCCCACCUCCCGUCUUGCUUCGCCCGGCCUGUCAUAAGCACAGCUUUUCCGUUCUCACUAGCGUUCUUUGGGGCAGACUGAUUCCAUGUGUAGACAAAUUUUUUUUUUAGGACAGGCUGGACUUCCAUUUAAUUUUUUUUUUUUGGGACAUUUUGUAAAUGAAGAGCGAGAACUUAGUUUUAGGAAUUCUAUAUCUUCUUCAACAGCUUUCACUGUAUUCGUAAUGGAGUUGAAAAAUGUAUCAAGCUAUUUCUGAUUUCUCUCUUAACCACUCUAUCUCGUGGUGUAGCCGUAAUCUAACCAAUGAAGCGAUUCAGCACAGAUUCCUUUUUACACAUGCCUGCUUCGAUUAUUAUAGCAAUAUCGCAAUACUACAUGAGGGUAACCAGUUUCUACGUAAUGUUACAGAUCUUAGCAUUGUUGAUGAAGAUGUUUGUGAAAAGUAAUUCAGUUGUUGUGUAGGUAUUUAGAUAUUUUACAAGUUGUUCUUUCUUUUAAAGUUUAUCAUGUAUGUGUAAGACAUGUUUAUUUACCUCGUCUUGUUGGAAUAAAUAGUCACAACUGUUUUUCGGAUUCAUUAGUUAACCUAGUAGGCUUGAAGUACAUACACAUAUACUUCACAUUGAUGAUUGGACUACGGUGCUCUUUACAUGCCCCCAACUACUCUGAGCCAUUUAUAAACAUGGAGAAGGGGUUAGGACUACCCUGGAGUAAAAUGAAUCCUCAAAAUAAUCAUGGCUCUAGGAAUAAAGCACUUGAUGAGAUAGAUUUCCAAAUUUCAUGAUUGUGUUUUUACAUUAACACAAGCAAUUUGUUUUAAUGAAGUAUUAUAAAAACAUGUACAUAUUGACAUGUGUAAAAUCAGCCCUGAGAGAAUUUGUCUGGUGUGUUUUCUACAAUUUAAUUUGUCAUAAGCAGAAUAUUGUAACGAAGUUUGAUUUUUUUUUUUUGUUUAUAAGUUUGUCCGGAGUUGCUCAGAAGCAACAUCUAUGUAGUGUUUCCGACUGGAGAACACUUUGCUCAGAAGACUUUGCGUAGUUGUAGAAAACGUAGUUCUUUUAACUUCGUCGUGUUUUUGACUUAAGAAUUUGAAAAAAAGAAAAAUUAUUAAUCGUAGGAAAUUAUUUAUUGAAUUUCAGUGCUGUUAGAUAGUUUUUAAAUCCAGUAUUUUAAUAUUUUAAGUAGGUAAAGUAUGUAUUAGGGAGGAACUGUUUGCUUGUUGGUCAUUGAAGUUACUAUGAUUUGAGCCUGCGUGUUCAUAAAAUGUAAUUGAUCCAACAAAUUAUAUGUUAUUGAACCAUAUUAUGUUUGCUGUUUAAUCCGUGUAGGAACGUGUAUCAUUCCCACCAACAAAAGGAAAGAAACGAACAGUGGGGAAAGGGGUUUAUAUUCCCCCCCUUCCUUUUCCCUUCUUGUCUCAAUUAAAUUCUGUGUACGUUCCUGGUUAUCGUAAUGGCUAUGCACAACAGAUGAAAGAACACUUACUGUCUGAGUACACUGUUUGUACAUUCAUAGACAUAAUUAAAUGGUAAAAUUAAUUUGUCUCAUAAUGUGAUUACAAUCUUUUUCAACCCAACCACUUUAUAAUUGAUAACUUUUGUUUAUACUGAAAAUAAAUGUAGUAAUGAAUUCUUACAAAAUAUUGUCACAGGUACAGUAUUUUUAAUUAACUUUUAAAUGCUGUUUUCCAUUUUACUAACAUUUUUGCCAAGAUAGUUGGUUUUUUCUUUCCUUUAUUGUAAUAUCUUUCAGUGCACCAUGAUAGGAAAGCUUCUGUUGCAAAAAUGGAGAACUGUAAAAUCAAGUUGGGUAAAGAAGGGCUUCUUCUGUGUUAUCUGAGUUAUGGACAUGAGGAAUAGUUUCAUUCUUUUUACUUACAUUUAUUUAUUUUCUUGGGGUUUACAUGUUCAUAAUUUAAGUACUACACAUUCAAGAAAUUUUUUAAUGCCCUGUUUUAAUGUAUGUUUUUUUUUUUCGUAUGUACAUACAUAAAUAUAGCAAAAUAAACAUUUAGGUGUACAUACUUUCUGUUAAAAAUAUAAAAUGGUCAGGUUAAUUAUGUGUAAUGUUGCAAGAUACAAGAUACUAACAGGAAUUGUUUCUUCAAAUUCAUACAGUUCUGCUUACGUUUUAGGACAAAAUAACUGGGAAAACUUCCAUCUCAACUAAAGAUUAUAGUUUAUAGAUAUUUACUUUCUGGGAACAUCGUAAUUACCUAAAGAAUAAGUUAACUUGAUAAAAUGGUGAAGUAGAUUUUUAUGUAAAAAAAAAAUUUUUUGGAUAAGGGAAUGACAAAGUAGGAUUUUAGACUUUCAGUUUGUUUAGAACUUUGUAAAAUAUAUUUCCUGUAAUUGUAACUUCCUUUAAGUUACAACUCCCCUCUUUCCCAUGCUAUAAAUUGUAAUAGAAAAUUUUUAAAAAGAGAUAAGCUUUACCCCGUUCUCUCUCACUCCCCAUGUAUUAAGAGAUUAAGAAUUUAUAUUCUGUUUUCAUUCACUGCUGUCAGUGAUUUCUCACGAGACACUAAGAAAUAUUUUUUAAAGAAAUAAGUAGUUGUGCAAGAAAUUAUUGUUUUUAAGCAUUAACUUCAUUGUUGGUUUUUGUUUAUUUACUUUCUCAUUACUGUAGUUAUCAAGAUUUUUUAAAUCAUUCAGUACCAUUAGGACUUGUACUUGAAGCAAAAAUGUAUGUGCUGUUCUUACAAAAAUUAGUUUGAAGAAAAAAAUAUGCUUGUAUAUUUUACUUGUAAAUAGUCAGAAGAUACUAACAAUUUAUGUUCUGUGCAAAAUCUGAAAGGAAUCAAGCAAACUUCUAAAAGAAAUCCCACGACUCUUCUUGGGUUAGGUGGUGUACAUUUGCAAAUCAUCCUUGAACAAAUUUGCUGUUUUGAUGCAGAUUACCGGUACUUAGUUUGAUGACAUAACACUGCAAAAAUAAUAUUUGUAUAUAGUUUAUCUUAUACACUUAUAAGCAGGAAAUAUUAAACCAUGGAAAAUAAUACAUUAUUUUAUAACUCUCAUAACAAAAUGCAGAAACUGUAAACAAUGGCAUUACCAGCAGGGUAUAAUAUUUUGUGGUUUUAGUUUUUAGGCCAAUUUUGUUUUUAAAAAAACAGAAGAUUUAGUGUUAAUGUUUUUAUUUUUAUACAUUGUCUUUAUUCAUAAAAAUAAUGUUUUAUUCAACAAAUAUGAAAUUAAAAUAGUCUCGUUUUGACUGACUUGAUGCAUUUAUACAGUAAAACCAUUAGUAAUAGAAGCAUGUCUAAAACAGAAUUAUUUAGAGAAUAAAAAUUAAAUUUUGCAAAUUUUCGUGUGUUUGAAAAAUGCCAACAUCAUUAGCGUAAAAAAAACUUGUUACAAAUUUAAAAAAAGUAAGAUCAAACAAUGUUAUAUUAAUUUUUUCUAAUCAUUUUUAAUUAAUCUAUGUUGGUACAAAAUCCAUAAAUUUACCAUAGUAACAGUUAACAUUUUUGUGUUUUGAGUUAAUUUUUGUCAAUAAUGUUUUUAGUUAUAUUUUGGAGCUAAAUGUUCUGUUAACUUACAUUUCAGUGUCAUGUUUUGACAUGAUUUACAGUGUUAUUUCGGUAUUAUCACAAUUCACCAAAUAAUCUUGUUCCUACUUAUAGUUUAGAAAGUACUGGGUCAGGCAAAAAAUUUCCUUUCCUCCCAUUAAUUUUUUUAGACAAUGUUUAAGAUGAGCACUGACAUGGACUGGAAAAAGAAAAGCUCGUAAUAUCUUCAAAAUCUGUUGCAGAUGAUUGGCAUUAAAAUCUUUGACGAUAUAGGUGCUCAGUCCAGCUCUGAGCUAAACAGUUAUGCUUUUUUUUUAUGGCACUGAAUAUCUUUUUUUGUGUUUGAGUUAUGCCUGUUUCGGCUGAAUUCAAUUGUAUAGACUUACUGAAAUGUAUUUGUACAGCAAGAUGCAAAGUAUCUAAGCCUAUCACGUUAUUUUAUGAAAUAAUGCACCUUUUACUUAGGUAAAUCACACCAACAUGUUUUGUAAUGCUAAAAUUUAUUAUUUAUAACAUGAAAAUUUCAUUGUAUCGUAAAGCACCAAUUAAGAUGGUCAAGUGUGUUGGUAAUAGUGGUUACGAGGUGUGUCGUUCCUUUACAAGAGAAUUUUUUUUAUUGUAUGUAUUUGGUAUGGUAUAGCCUAUAGGAGUCAGUGUUUGUACAUUUAUUAACUGUAGACAUUUAAAGGUAUAAUUAAAUAAUUAUUAAAUAA